CAGUAAUGAAUGAAAUAAUUACACAUUUACCCCCAACAUUGUUAUUACAAUCUGCAAUGACUGCAACAAAGCAAGGAUCCUGGAAGAGUCAUGUGAUCUACUCCAAAGAAUGGAAAUUUGCCAAAUUUGACAUGAAUCUAUAACCGGUUGUAAAAUAUGUUCUUCAUUUGCCGCUCCAAUCAUUGUGGGCAACUGUGUCUGCAUCCACACACUCACAUUAUACACACUCUCCACUGAUUAAUGGAUUAUUCACACUCUACAGAUGGUCAAGACUAGCAGCACCAAAACAAAGACUGUAGUGUGGCAGCUAUCUACUACAACAACCAGAACACAAUACAAUUUGGGCAAGAAUCCCCGGAUGAAAUACUUGCUACAACAACGAAGGGAGGAGGGCGCGAGACAAGAAGUGGUGGGGUAAUUUAUCAAAAUAACCUGACUUUCAGCUCAGUUAAUGGAACAUUUCAACUUCCCUACUAAAUUCAUCGCACCCUAGUCGCCAGUGUGGCUGAGGGAAGCAUGCAGACCAUAAAGUGUGUGGUGGUGGGUGAUGGCGCUGUGGGUAAGACUUGCCUGCUCAUCUCCUACACCACCAAUGCCUUCCCAGAGGAGUACAUUCCCACCGUGUUCGACAACUACAGCGCCCAGAUAAGUGUGGACGGCCGCGCCAUCAGUCUCAACCUGUGGGACACGGCAGGCCAGGAGGAAUACGACCGCCUGCGCACUCUCUCCUACCCCCAGACCAACGUCUUCAUCAUCUGCUUCUCCAUCGGCAGCCCCUCCUCUCAUGCCAACGUACGGCACAAGUGGCACCCAGAGGUAUCCCACCACUGCCCCGGAGUUCCAGUGCUGCUGGUGGGCACCAAGCAGGAUCUGCGUGGAGAUACGGAGGCGGUAAAGAAGUUGAAGGAGCACGGCCUGACCCCCACCACCCAACAGCAGGGCAAUGCCUUAGCCAAGCAGAUUGGUGCUGUCAAAUACCUGGAGUGCUCAGCUCUGAUGCAGGAAGGUGUGAGGGAGGUGUUUGCAGAGGCUGUGCGAGCUGUGCUCUACCCCGUUACCAAGAAGAAUGACAAGAAGUGUGUUCUGUUAUAACUUUGCGCCUAGACUGCAGGGGGACAGGGGGAAGAGACUCAAAUGAUUGGCUAGGCCAUUUUGGCUCCCAAUAGGCCUUCCACGUCCUAACCCUCACCAAUGUAGCUUUGCCUGGCUUCUAUAUUAAUUGAUUGUCAAGAGGUCCUCUCAACUAAGAUAUGGUUUUAAUUGAUGCCAUCAACCUUCCUAUGGAUUUUUUUUGUACCUCUGAAAUCAAGAACCAAAAUGAAGAAGCCAAGGGAUUUCGAUGGUCUUCUCAGCUGCCUUAAGUGACAUGUUACAGCUACAUGUUUAAGAAGAUUACAUCUGCUUUGCUUUUCUCCUUCAUCAGGCCAGUCUUGUGUGUUGAAUGUUUUCUGUUAACUUUGCCCUUGUUUUAAUUUGAUGUGAAUCACAGGAAUUUUGUGUCAAUCAAUAUCUACCGUGUUAAACAUUUUGUUAAUCCCCUGUGCCAUUAUAGUUAUUGUCUUAUUGCAUUAGAGCUGUCAAUAAGAUAUACAGUUUGCAUCUAACGUGGCUCAUAACCUGGGGUCGCAGGACAUCAGCUGAACUAGCCUUACUGGAAUGAGAGAUGCAAGGGUGGGUGUAUGUAUGACACUGUUACCCCAAACACAGGCACACUGAUUAGAUCAGUCUGUCUCCUAUUGCUCUUUCAGUUACUCACACUCCUCUCUCUCUUACUCUGUAAAGCCUUGAGCUUGCCAUUGCACACAAUGCUUUCUUGUUAAAACAAAGUCCUGAUUGUCUCAGAUUGAAUACAGAUUUGGAUGUCUGUGUCUGCUAGGUAAACAGAUCCCAAAGAUGAAUCUUCCAUUUGUAUUGCUGUUGUUGGAAGAAGUUUGGAAGCAAUAAUUUUAUGAGUGAUUAUUGAGACCCCUUCCCCCAAAAGUCAAACUUCUGUCUGCUUACCUGCUUAUGUGUAAUAAACUCUCUUUUUUUUGUCUGAAGUCAAACAGAAACCACAAGGAAAACGCAUUCCAUCUUAUAUUGUCACAGAAAUCUAUGUGCUGAUUAAUGCUACACAUUAGGAUGUCAUAAAAAUCUUCUACUGUUUAGCGUUACCUCCCUCAUGUAGGUACGUAUGUGUUUUGAAGGUACCAGAUGUCAGCAGUGAUGCUACUCAUUUGAGGCUAACUGUGUUAACUUAUCUAGGUGUAAUGGAAAGUAUGUAUGACUAAUACCGCAACAGGAGCUGCAACCCUAACAGUUACUAAUGUUGCAUGGGCUGUAUGAACAUGCUUGUGGGGUAGUGUUGUGGAAAGGUAUAUAUAUGCCUCUGCUGCAGGGCAGAUGCCUACCUGAGGAGAGUGCCUACAUAUUUUAUCCAAACCACUCUCGCAGGAUUCUUUCAGUGCCUGGUGGUUAUUGGAAUGACUAGUUCUGUCGUUUGCCUCGUGCCUUUGGUGACAUCAUAUGGGGUCUGUGCACCUUAUGUCCUUAAGGGCUACAGGGUCAGCUGGUUGAAUUUAAUAUAAAAUAUUGCAUUUGAUGGACACCUGUUUUAUAAGUCAUAGUUAAUCUGCUGACUGGAUGACACGUGAUGGAAACCUACAGAGUCUAGCACUUGAGAACUAAAGUUGCACUUCCUCUGUGUGGAAGUCUUUGUCUUCUCAAACAGAUGGAUUGCCCCCCCACCACUACCCGAUAAUAAAUGGGUUCUGGUGGAAUGUCAUAGGUUUCUUAACAGGUAAUCUGCCAUGACAUGUAUAACAGGUGAUAAAGGUUAAAUUAAGAAGUGCAAUUUUGUUCACUUUUUUAAAAUAUACACCAUACAUAUUCCCUUGUAUCUUUGCAGCUCAAUGCCAUUCUGUACUGCAGACUAAAGAUGCUUGGUUUGGUAUUUAUGAUCCAAAAGAAACAUUUGGCAUUGAAUAUUUUAUAAUCCAUUUAAUUCCAGAUGCAAGUGGUCUUUACCUAUUAUAUGUAAACACUCGACUUGAUUAUACAUUUUGAUUUAAUCCUUUUUUACAAUGAGAAGUCUGUGUGUACUUUACAAUACAUAAUAUUUUAGAUAAAUGAUUAUGUAGUAACACAUGCAUUACCUUUUCAAAUUACUUUGAUAACAAUUUCUUAAAAUUAGAUUUUUACGCUUAUAUAAUUACGGCACUGUAAAAGAAUGGGCAACUAAUUUCUUCAAUCUAUUGUGUCGUCAGAGCAGGCAUCAAGGAAACAUCACCUAAGUAAACAUUUUUUGGGGAGUUUCUCUGCUAUACUUAUAAAUCAAUGAAAGGCUGGGUCCUGUGUGGUACAGUGACCCAAACCUUAUAUUUGGUAUUCCCCAGACUUGCCCUGCUGCACACAGCCUUAAAUUGCUGAAAACUCAAGUUUGGCCUUUUUUAAUCUCCUUUAGCUGAAAGAGAUGACUUGGCCUUGAAGGAGUGUAUGGUGGUAUGUGGUUUUUGAUUUGUGUGUUAAAAAGUCAUUUUAACUGCAACCCACUUGAAUAACAAUUCUGUUGAAAAUAUCAGUCAUGCCAAAUAAAUUAAAAAGUUUA
This is a messenger RNA of Oncorhynchus keta (chum salmon), 3586 nucleotides long. Its product is annotated as rho-related GTP-binding protein RhoG-like. The transcript is spliced from 3 exons. Gene Ontology annotation, molecular function: GTP binding; GTPase activity; protein kinase binding. Gene Ontology annotation, biological process: cortical cytoskeleton organization; actin filament organization; regulation of cell shape. The record is from RefSeq and is a predicted model, not a curated record. Lineage: Eukaryota; Metazoa; Chordata; Actinopteri; Salmoniformes; Salmonidae. Bases 517 to 1092 code for a protein of 191 amino acids. Gene Ontology annotation, cellular component: plasma membrane; cell projection; cell cortex.